AUGAGCCUGUUGGUCAAAUCCGGCUUCCGCAAUUAUUGUAUUAAACAACCGAGUGCUGCAGCAAGCCAGCUGCUGCUGUCGACAUUGCUCACAAGCAAGCCCGAGCAAUGUCGGCUAAUCGAGCGCCUACGGGUGCUGCCGAAAAUACGGAUGAGCUCGAAACCGCCGGAUAAGGAAGCCGCUGUACUGAUACCGUUGUGCCGGGUGAACGAUCAGAUCAGCCUGCUGUACACGGUCCGGUCGGUCAAACUUAGCCAGCACCGUGGGCAGGUGUCCUUUCCGGGCGGCAUCAAAGACCCGUCGGACAGCAGCUACGAAGCGUGCGCGGUACGCGAAACCGAGGAAGAAAUAGGCAUCCGGCGGGACCGCAUCGAAGUGUGGGGCUGUGGAAACGUACUGAUACCUAAUUUUGGACCCGCCAUCACACCGGUCGUGGGUAUGCUCACCGACGGGUACGACCCUCGCGCGGUGGUACUCAAUCCGGACGAAGUGCAGAAAGUAUUCACCGUUCCGAUCGAGACUUUCCUGCGGGAUGGUAACCGGAGGCACACGCAAUUCCGGGCUGGCUACACGGUGCCACUGUUUCUCGGUGGUGAGGAAGUUGUGUGGGGUAUGACGGCAGUUCUGACGCAUCUUUUCCUAUCGGCACUUUUGCCGAAGGAGCUGUAUCCGAGGAAAGUUCCUUUCCUGAAACAGUACAGCUGCAGCUGAUAACAGAUUAAGGUUAAGUGUGUUAGAUUAGUGUGAUAGAUACAACAGGUGUUAAUAAUACAAAACAACAAACACAGGUUUUUCGUGUCGAAAAAAACAUUUAUUUUUCUUUAUUACUGUCCUCCAAUUACAGCAUGUAUAAAACAAGUUGUAGUAAAUAAAUUACAACAAAAAAGAAAAAGUAAUAACUCUGAUCAGUUUUUACCAGCGAAUAAAGUUUUGUUUUGUUUCCGUUAAGAAAGCUUGUUGAUGCAUGGGUUUCGUUUCGUUUGUUUACUCUGUUCCACCAUCAUUCAAUCAAUCAAUAUAGGUUUAUCCAUCCUUUUUAAG
Molecule: messenger RNA, 1041 nt
Organism: Sabethes cyaneus
Lineage: Eukaryota; Metazoa; Arthropoda; Insecta; Diptera; Culicidae
Product: mitochondrial coenzyme A diphosphatase NUDT8
Exons: 2
Coding region: 1-711 (236 amino acids)
Molecular function (GO): coenzyme A diphosphatase activity
Source: RefSeq, a predicted model, not a curated record